Messenger RNA from Aedes aegypti (yellow fever mosquito), 4625 nucleotides. It is a transcript of the gene Ih, whose product is annotated as potassium/sodium hyperpolarization-activated cyclic nucleotide-gated channel 2. The record is from RefSeq and is a predicted model, not a curated record. Gene Ontology annotation, biological process: potassium ion transport; transmembrane transport. Gene Ontology annotation, molecular function: voltage-gated potassium channel activity. The transcript is spliced from 20 exons. Gene Ontology annotation, cellular component: membrane. Lineage: Eukaryota; Metazoa; Arthropoda; Insecta; Diptera; Culicidae. The coding region runs from base 897 to 4379 and encodes 1160 amino acids.
UUGUCAGCGCCAUUAUCACACCGAACGUGUAUCCCAGUGAAUAUAGUGCACUUCACGGUUCUCACAGAACACUUCACUUUUGAAUUUUUUUGAUUUUUAUAAUUGAAUAAUCAAAAGUCGCAUGCCAAGAAUAUUGAUUAUAACCUGGAAGCAUUCCGUGAGCACGGAGUGAUGAACAUUUAUCUGGGAAGAACUAACGGAAAAAAGUGCACAAAUCAAUAUCUACAAGCCUUUCGCGAUUUGUUUUGUUUAGUGAAAGUAUAGCAGUUUUCAAUUUAACAGUUGAUAACCUUCGAAGUUUACAUAAUUUCAUAACUAAGUUCACCUACGAGAUUUUCAAAGUUAUCUGAUAAAGUUAGAAAACAAAAAUAGAAGAUUUUAUCGUUAGUCUAAAUUCAGUCUAUAAAGGAAAAAGUGUAUCAUCUUGGCAAUCGAUUGAUUUGAAUUGUGUGUUAUGGUGGAACAAAAGACGAUUCUGUGUUACUGAGGCUGGAUAUUUCAAGAGGCUUUGGAAAGAAUAGCAGCAAUUAUUAAAUUGAGAAGCUCGAGAAGAAAGAAUAAUAAUCAAUUUCAAGUGGACGAGUCCUUGGAGCAUAUGAAAUAGUGAUACAGAGAUUGGGACAGAUAGAUGUAAGUGUGGUUACAUAAUCAAAAAAUUGACAACACAUUGUUUUUGUUACGUGAAAACCAAUAUCAUCAGAUUAAGUGAAAUAGUGUAGCAUUCAAUAGGCAGUUAAUCGUGAAUCAGUUUUAACAUAGUUUGAAGUGUAGUGAUGAAGAAAUCGAGUUCAGAGCAACAAUAUCGUUGGAAUUAUGUUCAAAUCACAAGAAUCCAGCUAGACUUUUAGGAUUAGUUCCAGUUGCCGAAGCGCUUAUGAGGGUCGAACUUUCUUAAAAUGCCAUUUAAAAAAAUUCAACGAAGAGUUAGUGGACCGGGAGCCUAUUGCAAUAAUUAUCUGCAAAACAGCCAGGAAAACUCGGAGUUUCUACAACUUUAUCAAAAUCAGCUGCAUCAGUCUUCAGUGAACGUUGGAUAUAGUAACAUAGUUUACGGUAGUAACACUAGUGCCCAACAAGGUACAACAAAAUGUGGCUCCGCGACAACAACACUAGCAGAUAAACCAGGGCUCCCAGAGCCUGAGUUGGCGAAUCCUGCAUACAACAACUUGGACAAAGCGUCAUCAGUACCAGAUGAAAAUAAUUUAAAUUUUAAUCUCGUCAAAAAUAGUGCUAAAUCUUUAUCAGCAAAUAACUGUAGUGGUGUUCAUAAAAGCGUUGUAUCAAGUGCUGCCGGUACUAGUGCGGGAAAUGGAAGUGGUGACUAUCAAUCAAAGUAUUACAAGAGUGAUAAUAGCAACAAUUUGAACACGCCCACAGCGAGUAACGUGUCGGAACAUCAGCACAUGCUGAGUGAAUCAAAUGACAAUUCGAACAAUAGUGUAAGAAAUUCACCACUGUUUAAUGGAUGUAAAAGUGUUCUGCAACAAGCACAUUCAUUGAAUAACUCAAACAAGCCUUCAUUAAGCAAAAAUGCAUUGCUAAGCUCGUGCCAGGGAUCGUUCCAUUCUUUACAGGGUGGUCUUAGCUCAGACAACAGCACAUUUGUGCAGCCGUACGGUAGUAGUAUAUCUUCGACUAAUUCAUCGUCAAAUACGACAGCGGUUGCAAGUUCACAGCAACAGUCUAGUAGUUUAGCUCAGUUUCAUCAACAACAACUCUCUCAACAUCGGCAAGGCUGUUCUAUAACACCAGCUGAAUCUAUAAAUGGUAGCGGAACACUAGUUUUUAGUAGAUCAAGGAUUAACAGUAAUAGUGAUUCAUCUAAUAAUAAGAACAUCAACUUUAACAAACUUAACUACGACAAGAAAUGCUCGAGUUCUGGUGCUAAUAUAAAUAUACAUAGUAAUAACCGUAACAAAAGCAAUAACAAUAGUAACACAAUAAACAUUAGCAGUAGUAGUAGCAGUAAUCAUCAAAGUGAAACCAAUCAAUUGAAGAGUAUUAUCGAAUUGAAUACACAAGUUAGUGAAUUGAAUAGUAAAAAUAUUGAGUUCAACAGACAAUUAAGUGCACCUACUGAGAACAACAAUAAUCAAAACAACCCUAAUUGCUACAGCAACAGUGUGUACAAUCUAUAUUCCAAUCAUAUAUUGAGUCAAUACUACACUGGUUCGCCGAACACGAACAGUCUUAAUCGAACGAAAAAGAAGAGAAGCUUCAAACUGAACGGAAGACUAUUCAACGCUGCUAGCACUGAUUCCAUCAGGUUUCAUUCGAAUCUUCUGAAUCAAAAUGAAAACGAUUUGAGGGUAUCGAUUGAUAACACUUGUACAGACUCCCUAGUGACAGCAUUAGAUGACGAAGCAUUGUUGAUCAAUGAUUACAUAAACGAUAUGGCAAAAUCCAAGGUACAUUUUGACGAUGUUUCGCUUUACGGAACACCAAAAGAAGAGCCACUUCCGAGCAUACCACCGUCUACUGAAAAACCAUCAUCGAAUUUUUUGAAAAACCAGCUUCAAGCAUGGUUUCAACCAACAGACAAUCGACUUGCCAUGAAACUUUUCGGAAGUAAAAAGGCUCUUGUGAAAGAAAGGAUUCGACAGAAAACAUCCGGUCAUUGGGUGAUCCAUCCCUGCAGUUCAUUUAGGUUUUACUGGGACUUGUGUAUGUUACUACUACUAGUAGCCAAUCUGAUUAUAUUGCCUGUUGCCAUAUCUUUUUUCAAUGAUGACCUCAGCACUAGAUGGAUUGCCUUCAAUUGCUUAAGUGAUACGAUAUUUUUGGUUGACAUUGUAGUCAAUUUUAGAACAGGCAUUAUGCAACAAGAUAACGCCGAACAAGUGAUAUUAGAUCCUAAGCUUAUCGCAAAACACUAUUUGAAAACAUGGUUUUUUCUCGACCUUAUUUCAUCGAUACCUCUAGACUAUAUUUUCCUCAUAUUCAAUCAGAUUCAAAAAAAUAAUCAGGAUUUCUCCGAUUCAUUUCAAAUACUCCACGCUGGCAGGGCAUUGCGAAUACUUAGGCUAGCCAAAUUAUUAUCUUUGGUGAGGUUACUACGGUUGUCCCGGUUGGUUCGAUACGUUUCACAAUGGGAAGAAGUAUAUAUCCUACAAAAUCUCCAAAAAAAACAUUCAGAUCGAAGAGGAAGAUCUUUUCAAAAAGAAAAGGCGGGCUUUUCUAAAAGCAAUCUUAUUUUUAAGUUCCUGAAUAUGGCUUCCGUUUUUAUGCGGAUAUUCAAUCUCAUCUGUAUGAUGCUAUUGAUAGGACAUUGGAGUGGAUGUUUACAGUUUUUAGUUCCUAUGCUUCAAGGAUUUCCAUCAAAUUCAUGGGUAGCAAUUAACGAGUUACAGGAGGCCUAUUGGUUGGAACAGUACUCCUGGGCAUUAUUCAAAGCGAUGUCCCAUAUGCUUUGCAUAGGCUACGGAAGGUUUCCUCCACAAUCCUUGACCGACAUGUGGUUAACAAUGUUAUCCAUGAUAUCUGGAGCAACUUGCUAUGCGUUGUUCCUUGGACAUGCAACAAAUCUAAUUCAAAGCUUGGAUUCAAGCAGACGUCAAUAUCGGGAAAAGGUCAAGCAAGUUGAAGAAUACAUGGCAUACAGAAAACUUCCAAGAGAUAUGAGGCAAAGGAUAACCGAAUACUUUGAACAUCGAUAUCAAGGCAAGUUCUUCGACGAGGAAUGCAUCUUAGGAGAGCUAAGUGAAAAACUAAGAGAAGAUGUGAUAAACUACAACUGUAGGUCUUUGGUUGCUUCAGUGCCUUUUUUUGCCAAUGCUGACUCUAAUUUUGUAUCAGAUGUAGUAACUAAAUUAAGAUACGAAGUAUUUCAACCUGGUGAUAUUGUAAUUAAGGAGGGAACAAUAGGAUCAAAAAUGUAUUUUAUCCAAGAAGGAAUCGUUGACAUUGUAAUGGCAAAUGGAGAGGUUGCAACUUCACUAUCAGAUGGGUCUUAUUUCGGAGAAAUAUGUCUUCUUACUAAUGCUAGACGAGUUGCAAGUGUUCGCGCAGAAACUUACUGUAAUUUAUUUUCCUUAAGUGUUGAUCAUUUCAAUGCUGUUCUGGACCAAUAUCCAUUGAUGAGAAAAACAAUGGAGACUGUAGCAGCAGAGAGAUUAAACAAAAUCGGAAAGAAUCCAAAUAUAAUGGCACAUAAAGAAGAAUCAGAAUCAGCAAAUGCAGAAACAAAUCAAAUCAGCGCUGUGGUAAAUGCAUUAGCAGUUGAAGCCGAAAAUAAUUUAAAUAAUCUUAGCGAUGAGAGCGGAAGCUUAAAAAAAGUUCAUUCUGAUCUGAGUUUGACAGAGUUAAAUCAAAGUUUAAGAAUGAGUUUACCUAGGCCAAAGAGUGGUGAAUUUAGAGCACUUUUCGAAGGUAGUCCUUAGGAACACAACAACUCUCUCUGGAAUUGACAAAUACUCAUCUCUAGGAUACAAGUGAGAUAUAUUUAAUAAAUUUUUGGUUUUACAUAAAGUGAUAGUGUUUACUUUUUAAUUUUCUUUGAUUUCAUGUGUUUGCCGUAUGCUUGUAGCAAUUUAAGUAUUACAAGAGAUCAAUUAAUUAAUAGUACAACUUUAGCUAUGGACAAUGUAUCGGAGGAAAUAAAAUGUCAGCAUACAAAAGCACAUGAA